CCCAGGAUCGAGAAGCACGUUAUUCCUUGCGUCCGCCGUUCCCCUCUGUCAUCUCGCCAGCGUUGAAAAACACGAUCGUCGGCCGUCUGGUUGACAAACUCAGUCCCGUUAAGCUUGAGGAGUUCGUAUGCUGUGUGUGUGACGAACUGGUGUUAUGCACUGAAGUCAAUAUCCAUCCGUCUUCUGAGACAGACAUCAUCGACCGUAUGCGUGCAGUUUUAUAUAAUCCUGAUUCAUCGUUAUAUCCAGAUCUUGUGCAGCAUUAUAGCUGCGAAGAUUUGUCUCCGGUUUUCUUGGGCAUCAUGUUGUCGCGAAAUGGCAUUGUGCAGCUCGCCGACGGCAGUGUCCAUUUCAACAUAUGCGACGCCUGCGAGCAACCGCUUUUUUGUUCACGCUGCCGGCCUCGCCUCCCGAAAUUCGCAAUCGCCAAUCAUUUUUUUGUCGGCGCGCUGCCUCCCGCUUUGCAGAGCGCGACCUGGGCAGAGCUUCUUAUGACAAGCCUGACAAAUAUCCUCGCCCAGACGAGAGUGAUGCGCGGUGGGUGGCAUCGUUCGAUACUUUCCCAUCUGCUCGUUUUCGACUUGGUGCCCGGGCCGACAGCCACUUUGCUUCCCAGGUCGAUAACAAAAGAUACGUUCUAUCGCAUUAUCUUGGCAGGACCGUUUACAGAUGGUCAGGUGGCACGUAUUAAGAAGCUACAUCGCGUCAGACAUUCGAUGGUGGAAAACCUGCUCAACUUUUACACGACGUUUAAUGUCCUUUACUCUGAUGUAAAACAUGAUGACGAAGUUCUUGACAGCAUUCCGCGCGAUGAUCCCGCGUUUGUGCCGACGCUUGUCAUCCGAGACCUGUCGAAUGAUCACGCCGAUGCAAAGUUGUUGGGCCAUGAACAGGAUGGUCUUAACGCCCCUCCGGGCACAACCACCAAGACAACUUACAUUGAAAAGUCUGUGAUUUUUUCGCACGCCACUGCGCCACUGGAUCCGAUUGUCGAACAGCGUGUGGUCGAACUCUUGAAGGCUGGACGAGCCAACGACCCGGUUUUCAUGCUCCACACUUCGUCAAAAUUCGCCAACCUUUUUAAGCCGACGCUAGAAGCCAAAAUGUUCCCGCAUCUGUUCCCAUAUGGACGCGGGCAUCCCGGCGAAGAAGGACGAAGAGUCACCACUUUGCGCCAGCUCUGCGCGAGGCAUUAUUGUCUGCUGAGCUCCAGGCGCUUUGAGCAGGAUCUGUAUUAUUGCAUGGCCGCCUUCGACCAUCUUCCGCUAAAUCGUGGAUACAUGUUCUCGCACCUCACGUGCAGAAUGCAACCCCAUUUGCAUCAAUAUAUCGCCGGAGUCACGACCGAAAUGCUGAGCAGAGGUUUGGAAAACACCCGUCGACGAACAGCCGGCUUAAAAACGCCCGAUACGGAUCCGGCGGUCACAGAUCUGCUUCGUCAUGUUGAAUGCGCUUCAGCGUAUGUUUGGGGCAGCAACGCAGAGCGACGUGCACGCCGUCAAGAAGCAUUCGCCACCUGCGACCGUUUCGGUCAGCCGACGAUUUUCGAUACGUUGACCCCGAACACUGACACCUCGUUCGCGCUUGCAUCGUACGUUGGUCUUCUCGACGUGGAAGCAUUCUGCGCGGUGUUGAUCGAUAACCCUUACGUCGAGACAGAAGAUCUCAAGCGUUUAUCCAUGGCCGACAAUAUUGCUUCGGCGCGGCUUUUUGAUCGGCUGAUGUCCAUAUUUUUUAACAAAGUGUUGGGAUUCGACCGCACGACUCAGCAAAGUGUACCCGGGGGCGGACUCUUCGGGCCCGUGCGGGCAUAUUUUGGAACGGUGGAAACGCAGGGCCGCGGCACAUUGCAUUUGCACUGCCUCGUCUGGCUUGAAAACACGCCGCCCACAACUCGUGAUUUCGAUAAUUUGCUGGAAGCAGAUGCGUCGCUCGCUGAUCGCGUUACGGAAUACGUGGACAACAUUGUUUUUGCAUCUGCAUCCCAAGAUGUUUCUCGGCUGCCUUUUUCCAUCGCCGGGGUGACAUUCCAUAGCUGGUUCGUGAUGCACAACCUCAAAGCUGAUUACUGUUUCGAACGUCGCCAGGCGCAGCUGAAAGGCAUACCCGGCUUCACGCCAGAACUAGAUUUACUCAUCAUCGAUGAGUUCAACAUGACGGACAAAGAUGCAUUCCUUCGACUUGACCAAGCUCUGCGCGCAGCCAGAAAGCUGGAUAUCCCCUUCGGUCGUGUGCAUAUCUUGCCUACGGGAGACUUCUUCCAGCUUCCCCCUGUUAACAACACGCCGGUGUAUUCUGAUCCUUCAUUGGAUAAGGCAGACACGACCGCCGACCACGAAGCAUUCAAGCUUUGGCGUCUCUUCGACACGGUUGUUGUUCUAACCGAGACCGUUCGGUUUAGAUCAGACCCCGAAUGGGGCCGCCACUGUAAAAACGCCAGGCGGGGCAUAUGGGAAAACGAUUUUAUAGAUAUCAUCAACAGUAGACUUUUGGAAAACAUCAACCCCGACCUGCGCCGGAAUUUUGUCAAUCCAAAAGGUGGCCAUUUCCCUGUUUUCGUUGUCCCGGAUAACGACAAUCGUACACAGCUACUGCAUUCGUUUACGCGCACGUUGUGUGCACUGCUGCCUUGUGAUCAUCAACCUGUUCGCAUCGUGGCAGACUUCGGCGCAAAAUUCAAAAAUAGAAAACCGCAUGAUAUACAAUUCAUAAUGUCAUUGCCGGACAACAAACUCAGACGAUUCGCUGCGUUCCUUGACCGUCUACCCGGGAUGUCGGUUUUAUUCACCCAGAACGUAGAUCCCGCUCGAGGCAUCGCAAAUAGAACCUACGGUGUUCUGUACUCUUUAUGGUUCCCUGAACAUACGACGUUUGCACUGUUCCAUGACACGAAUGCAAACAUUCGCGUGCUGCUUCCUAGCUCCCCGCCGGACCUCGCUCUUGUGCGCGUCCCCCAUCGUUCCGCAUUCGAACAGCUCCCUGCUGCGCUUUCUGUCGCCCUGCCUUCGGAUGUUUACCCGACGUUCAGACAACAGCCAUACGGCUUUGCGAAGGUCGACCUCCCGACCGGUGCAGGAAUGCCCCAGAGAACAUGCCACGUGCGACCUCUCCAAUUUCCAUUUGUGUCUGAUGUCGCUUCGAACGUCUACAGGAUCCAAGGAGAGACAUUGACAUCUCUCGUUGUCGUCGAGUGGAAAGCGCGCCCCAAUGCUGGCCACAAACGAAAACACAACGUCCCGCAACAGGGUUAAAUCAUUGUCUCCCGUGUUGUCAACCGUUCUGCUUUGGUAAUUUUAAAGCCAUUCACAAAGGACCUCGCAACCUUUUUCCAG
Chara braunii is the source of this 3332-nucleotide messenger RNA. The record is from the annotation of a GenBank genome assembly. Lineage: Eukaryota; Viridiplantae; Streptophyta; Charophyceae; Charales; Characeae.